UUUAGACUAAAACUACAUGGAUGUAUUUCAAUUUAUUACUGCUCAUUUUUAGGAAUAAUGACAAUUAAAACCAUUCUCUGGUUCACAUUUGGUGGAACGUUUUCUGCCUUGUAUGCAAAUAAAAUACGUGGCUUUCAUUUUUUAAGAAAACCUCAAGUACAUGUUAUAACUACCUUACUUGGUUUUGCGAUUGGUUAUAAGUUGCACUUGUUUGAAGAAAAUUAUGAAGAUUUGUUACAGGAAGCAAGGAAAGCUAAUCCUCUCUCAACGUUUUAUCCGAGAGAAUCACUAUUGGCUUACCAAGCAAUGGUAAGAAGGAAACAAGAACAAACUGUCAUCUCUGACGUAGAUAAUGAAAGUUUUGAAAUCAGUGAAGAAGAAGAGAAUGGGGACAAGUAAACCAAAUCAACCUGUCUCUACUUCAGCCUUCUCUUUAGUGUGUAACAUACUGGUUUUGUAUAGAAGAAAUUUAUCCUUUCCAA
Hydractinia symbiolongicarpus is the source of this 482-nucleotide messenger RNA. RefSeq lists its product as uncharacterized. The coding region runs from base 58 to 399 and encodes 113 amino acids. The transcript is spliced from 3 exons. The record is from RefSeq and is a predicted model, not a curated record. NCBI's taxonomy places the organism in Eukaryota, Metazoa, Cnidaria, Hydrozoa, Anthoathecata, Hydractiniidae.